Nanorana parkeri is the source of this 5955-nucleotide messenger RNA. It is a transcript of the gene KNDC1, whose product is annotated as kinase non-catalytic C-lobe domain containing 1. Gene Ontology annotation, molecular function: guanyl-nucleotide exchange factor activity. The coding region runs from base 40 to 5598 and encodes 1852 amino acids. Gene Ontology annotation, biological process: small GTPase-mediated signal transduction. The transcript has 30 exons. The record is from RefSeq and is a predicted model, not a curated record. Lineage: Eukaryota; Metazoa; Chordata; Amphibia; Anura; Dicroglossidae.
GCUGCCGGGCUCAUACCGGAGCUUGUGGCGUGUGCGGGGAUGGAAGAGGCCGAGGAGGUGGAGGUGCCUGAAUAUUACAGAGAUGAGGAGGAGGGGGGAGAGGAAGAUGGAGGAGGAGGAGGGAAAGAGUUCUAUGAAUUCCAGCCUCUGCCAACCCUGCUGGAAGAUGAGGAAAACGUCUCCUUGGCGGAUAUUUUGUCACUCCGGGAUAACUGUCUCGCUGAGCAGGACAUUUGGGCAAUCUGCCUGGAAUGCUGCUAUUCCAUGAAGGACAUCUCUCACGCAGCCAUCUUCCAGACUCUGUGUAUUACACCAGACACGCUGGCCUUUAACACCAGCGGCAAUGUCUGUUUUAUGGAGCAGCUUAGCGAUGAUCCAGAAGGUGCUUUUGUACCUCCAGAAUUUGAUCUGACUGGUAACACUUUAGAGGCACAUAUAUACUCUCUGGGUGCAACACUAAAAGCAGCAGUGGAAUACGUGGUUGACCCAGAUUCACAAACAGAAUUUUGUCAAGAUUUAAACUUCAUGCUGGAUUGUAUGCAACAGGAGAACCCGGGAAAGAGACCGGACAUUGAGAGCAUUAUAUCGCAGUGUGAAGAAAAGCUUAACUGUUCCUCUGCAUCCGUUUGUCGAAGCCUUUCAUCCAUUGGAAGAAGGGUCCUCUCCAUAGAAUCCGUCAGCGCUGUACAAGAUGGCUGGGACAGUCUCUGGAAGGAGAUCAACAAAAAGGACAAUAUUAUUAAAGAUCCCUCUAAUGCAAAGGGAAUGCCAAACCAUAUCCUCUCUGUCAAUGAAAGCUGCUUGACUAACAGUUGUAUAACUCAUCAUUCUACCUCAUCACGAGAAGAAGAAUUUCAGAAUGGAUGGCGGGAAGUGGAAUUCAAAAUGGAUAAACCAUGUUCCUCUCCAAAUUCUUUUGGAUGCCACCUAAAGAAAAACAAAAGGGAAAAAACUAAAUUGCCCACCUUUGAAAAGUUUGAGAACGUUGACAGGCUAAAGGUUGAAGAUGAAAUAGCAAAACUUUCUUUAAAAAGACAGCGCAUAAAUAAAAUUUCCCCUGUGGUUAAUCAGGUUGACAAGCACGCUUUGUCCCCGUCUCCGCAAAGUGGAGGAAUGGUCACCCUAAAAAGCUGGCCAUCGGUUCCUAGUUGUUUGUCCCCAAAUGAAAGUAUGGAUGACCAAGAUGACGAAGAAGAUUCUAACGAUGGACAAGCAAAUCAGUCAAAACGUGUCACUUUUGAUAAUUCCUGUCUCUCGUUGCCAAGCAACGCAAACUGUUUAUCCCCCCUUGGACAAUCUAAGUGCCAUUCUCAAGUUUCCUAUGAAAAUUUAGUUCUGGCACUUGAACAGGAAAACCAGCAAAUGCUUAAUAUGAAUAAAAGCAGAUCUCUACAAACAUAUGCAGAUUCCGAGUAUAUGGAUCCAGAAUUUCCAGUGUUAAAUAGAACACAACACAAUGUACAUGAAACACUGAUAUCUCCACCACUUUAUCAGAGGGGGGCUGUCUCUGUCUCAAGACAUGUCAACAGUCCUGAGCUGGAUGUAGAUAUCGAUGGACAUGAGUCAGAUGCUUUACAAGAGGAGCAGCAGUGGAUCCCUCUAAAAGAUAUUUUACUAAAUUAUGGGAAACCUUUGCAAGAAGAUGAACUGUGGGCACUGUGUCAUGAGUGUUUGUGUACACUAAAGACCUACAUUGAUUAUCCAGAAAUGUUAUGCCUGGAGUCUGUACUGGUCAGUCACAAUGGAGAAGUCCUAUUUGUUACACUUGCAAAUGAAGAUUCUCAUGAUGCAUUUUGUGUUCCCCCGGAGUAUGAGCAUGAUGGCGAGGGAGCUGGAACGGAAAAGGCUUGUGUUUACGGGAUUGCAGCUAUUUUAUGGUCAGCAGCAAAGUUCAAUUUCCCUGCUAAUCACAAGCUAGCGCUGCCGAAAAAGCUCAAGCGGUUUCUGCUGCAGAUGGCAAAGAAAGACUCAGUAGAGAGACCGGGUUUAGGCGAAGCCUUGCAGAUUUGCAGAAAAUAUCUACUCCAAAAGAAUCUGGACAGUAAGGCAAUGUGGUCACACUUACUCAGCCUUGCAGAACAGAUCACACAGACUCGUCCACCCUCUGAGAUAUCUGCUGCACACAUGUCAGAGGCUUCAGGUUUUGUACCAGUAGCAACAAACAGUAAACUGAUGGCAGUGCAAGGUCCGGUUCCACUGACUGAUCUACCAGCUGCCUUUACAUCUCCAGCCACAUACUUUAAACCUAUAGUCAUCAUGCAGAAUACAGACGUCAACAGCAAUGAAGUUGCAAGUCAGAAAUCAUCCCCUAAAGAAAGCAUUACUGUGAAAGACCCAGUUAUUGAAGAUGAUAUUUGUGUGUCUGAUAUAGAGAACCAUAUAGAUGAAGAUAAAUUAAGUCAAAUGAGCAAAUCUUCCAGCAGCGCUUCGAGGACUUCCCACAAUCGGAAUUCCAGCCUGCCAGAGUACCCCUCCGAUCGCAAAGAAAAGAUUCCCUCUUCAGCAUCUUCCAUCUCCUCAAACUCUUCAACCCUAGCCAGCAGUCCUUUAGUAAACAAUUAUCUCCUAAAGCAAGACCCUAAGACUGGUAAUCUCACUCUAGUACGAGUACAUCUUAGUAUUCCAGACCAUAUACCAAGCGUGUCUCUGGAGACUGAGCCUGUAUCCCAGAGCAUUAAGACAUAUAAUUCUCCAGCAUCGGAGGCUAGUAAGAACAACAAUGUUGAUAUUAAGGACUAUGAAAAAUAUGACAAUGCUGUGGAUACACUACUCACACCUCAUAGAACACUUAAUGGAAAUAACCGUGAACAAACACAGGAUAACCAGUCAACUAAAUCAUUGUCUGAGACUGUUGUAAAUGGGGAGACUAGAAAAGCCACAUCUACUCCACUGCAGAAAGUGAUCCAACUCUUACAUGAUGAAUUUGCAUUCGAUGGCUAUUUAGAAAAUGGCGUUGAAGACACUGCGAUGGGGGAAUAUAUUUUUGCCUUGAAAGGUCUUCAGCAUGCUACGUUCUGCAGUGCAGUAUGUGAGAAGUUCUGCGACCUCUAUUGGGAAGACAGUCUUCUGGGAAAUCUGUACAAGAUUAUCAAUGGGAAAUCUCCACCUCCUACCAGAAAAUCGAUGAUUGAUCCUUCUCAGGACAGUAGCCCCGCACAGCUUCUGAAAAGGUUAGGCCAGAAGAAAGGCAAAAAACACAGAAAACAUGAAACGUCUGCAAAUGAGCAGAUAAACCUAGCAGAUGGGGAUGAAGACAAGACCAGAGCCACACCAAGUAUUACAGAACAAGAGGUCAAGCCACAGCAUCCGCCCUCUACAGCAGAUGAGGGGACUCCUGUGAUAAACAGCUUGACAGGUUCCGAGACGCAGGUGGCGGCUGGCACGGAGAUUCACACUUCAUUUGAUGAGAUAGAUAUGACUGAUUUCCAACCACAGACCACCGAAAAGGAUCAUCAACCACAAACCCCUCGAGCGCCAGCAGAGAAUGAGGAGGAAUUCAUGUACAGAGUCCUCUCCGAUUGUAACAGUUUGUGUGCGAGUCCCGAUUUCACUGAAGAGAAUGAAGAUGCCAGUGAGUCGUCGUCGCUGAAUCAGCGGGAGAACAUGUCCGUCUGUCCGUCCGAGGUGUACAAGUGUGGUUCCGGCUGGUCCAGUGCAUUUUACGGGUCCGAGUUGUUUGAUCCUGAUGUCCAGCACUAUGUCAGCGUCCUUGGGAGGCAGAAGGAUAAAUGUUCGAAGAGCAUAGAAGCCAAACGGCUGGAACUCGAACAGCAGCUUAUGAUUGAAACAAAGAAUUACAGGAAGACCAUUAAGCUCUACCAGAAUCUGAUGCAGAAGGGAAGGCGAAAUAAAGGUUCGGAUGUAAAAGAAUUGUUACUCAAGCUUAAAGGUCAUUCAGAAGAAAUGAAGUCCAAGGUGCAGUUCCUGGAACUGGCCAAAAAAUUACUCCAGGUUUCUUAUGCAGAACAGUGGGGAGUUGAGCCACGUGACCUUCCUACAGUGGCAAACAUUGCAAGUCAAAAGUCGCUGAGCUCUUCAGAGGAUGACGCCUUCCUUCUAAUAUACAAUGACAGAGGUCAUAGCCGGGACAACACAUCCAAAAAUCUGCAGGCUGGAACACCUCUUGGAUUGCUUGCGUACCUCUACUGCAGGAAUGCUGUUCUGGAUGGCUAUGUGCAGCAGUUGCUCUACACGUUCCGAUAUUUCUGUUCCCAGGAAGAUUUGCUGCAAUUCCUUAUUGACCGGAUUAAUAACACAGCACCAAGGGAAGACACAGACCAGUGCUGUUUGAAUGUAAAAAUCUACCAUCGAUCGCUCGUCCUGUUACAGACUUGGAUUGAAGACUGUUGGAACAUUGAUUUCUCUAUGAAUUCGGACAUGUUAGACAGACUGGAAGACUUGAGCAACUCCCAGAGUCUUCCAAAAGAUGAGCGUGGUGAGCACCUGAUGUCACUGCUGCAUGAACUAACUAAUAAAAAAUACACCAUUUCUUCUCCUGGUUCUGAGAAAAAGGAUGACACCAAAUCUUUACAUUCCCUCUGCACCAGGUUUUCGGAGGAUAAUAUAUCCAGGAAGAGCUUUAACUGGAAACUCUCUAAAGGUAAUGGACUCCAUAUAACCCAUCACAGGGAUAAGCAGUAUACAAUAUCAGCAGCUUUACCUCGGCCGUGUUACCCUGGCUUUGUAGACGAUCUGUCCUCCUAUUAUAUGAAGGGAGACGAGGCUGGACCAUACUCUAUACAUGAGUGCAGUGUUCAGCAGAUCUCAACUCAGCUCACUUUACUCCAAGAGGAAAUAUUUCAGAAGUGCCAUCCUGUCCAUUUCCUGAACUCACGGGCACUAGGGGUUAAAGACAAAUCCAGCAAUGUGACAAGAACGUUCUCCUCGGAGGCUCUGACAGCUGAAGUUAGCAGUCUGUUCUCGCUAACUUCUACACAUGAUAAGUACCUGCUGCAGUUGUUAAGAUUCGCAGACAGUGUCAGUAUGUGGGUGGCAGCGGAAAUUGUUACAUGUCACACAUCCAAGUUGCAGACAAACCUUUUGACAAAAUUUCUCCUCGUUGCCAAAUUAUGCUACGAACAGCGAGAUUUCUCCUCAGCCGUGCAGAUCCUCGGAGGGCUGGAGAACCUCAUUGUCCGGCAGCUCCCGGCUUGGAAAAACUUACCCUCCAAAGUUUCUGAAAUUCUAGAAGAGCUAAAAGCUGUCGAGGUGUUUUUGAAGAGUGACAGCUUAUGUCUGAUGAAAGGAGACAGAUUCAGAACAUUACCCACAAUCCCUUCUGCUUACCUCUUAGCGAUGCAUGUUCAGCAGCUUGAGACUGGCGGAUUCACCAUGGCGAAUGGAGCAUUUAAGUGGAAUAAGCUUAGGAAUAUUGCAAAAGUCAUAAGCCAGGUUCAUGCGUUUCAAGAAAUCCCAUACACCUUUACUCCAGAUCAAGAUUUUCAGUUUUACCUCCGGCAGCGCAUUUCACAUUUCGGCGAGGCCGAUAUCUCCGCUUUGGCCGCUGACAACAACGCCAAUUUCCAUCACGUAAACUCUGAGAAACAUUCUCGUAAGAUCCAGGACACGCUGCGCAGAAUGAAGGCCACGUUUCAGUGAAAGCCAUAGACAGCACUUUACAUUUGUCUCCCUUCAAGAAAACCAAAGAGCAAACUGUAGAUGAGAGCUUCUGCGUUUUGAUUAGUGGUCGCUGGUAUUGGCAGAUUAGGAGUGAUGGUGAUUGAAGGGACACAAACACUUACAAAAGGGCUCAUGCAGUAGAACAAUAUCUGUUCCCAGCUUUUGUUGCUGAGUUGAUUUUGCCCAAUUGCAGAGUGCAAUAAUUUACAUAAGCUUGCCUCAUGUGUGCAGGUGAUCAUGUUAAUGUGUUAGCCAAAUCUUCUAGAUCUCCCAUUUUGUAAUUCAUGGCCGUCUCUUGAGAAUCAGAAUAUUUGCAUACAAUAUCAUUUUUACUGC